GAAAACGAUGUAUCGUAAACAAUCACACCACCAAAUAUACCAAAUUGGCCAAGUCUAAACUCGUAAUCACAAAUACAAAUCGCAUCGCCAGAUCACUUAUCUGGAAUCUGAAUACGGGCUACGGCAUUUAUUAUAUUGUUGAGAGUUCUGAUUUUGGUUAAAGCAUACUUAAUAUUUAUAUUUGUUCUACAACUUACAAAAAAGUACACAUUAUAUUAUGGCCGGUCCUCCAACGUUCAUUGAAUUGUCACGCGAAGAACAAGCUUUGGAAUUAAGAUCAUAUUUGCGUAGUAUUGGUGCAACGUUGCAAGAAAAAAGCCCAGAAAGCAUUGAAGAUGAUAUGCUAGAAAUUAUAUCUAAGUGUGAUGCAUGCCUGAAGGCAGAUUUAUCUGAUGUCGAUAUCGAGAGUUUCUUAUGUUCGAUUGUUUCUGUUGUAAUUGGUAUUGGAACUAUGGAUGCAGAGAGCAAAUUAGUAACUUUAUUUAGUCAAAAACUAUCAAAAUCCGAGGAAGACCGCUACAGUGUCAUAAUUCUUAAAACUCUCUGGUUGUUAUAUGGUACCGUGGAUCCAAAUUUGUCAGCUCGUUUUCAGUUAUAUACAGAUAUAAUUGAAGUUGCAAAACGUACUAAGCAACUUUUAUUAGUCUAUGAAGGGGUAGAGAAAUUGAAUAAAUCCCUUCUUUCUAUAACACAUACAAAAAAGCAAAAACAAACACUUCUUAGACAGUUGCAUGGUGCAUUGAUUGAAAAUGGCCAUAGUGAACUGGCAGCAGAAGUUAUGGUUGAGCUCCUUCGGAAUUAUACUGCCGAUGAUGGAAAACAAGCUAAAGAUGAUGCUAAAAGAUGUAUUGUUUCCGCUAUUGCUGAUCCAAAAACAUUUUUAUUUGAACCAUUACUGAGUUUGACUCCUGUUGUAGCCUUACAAAAUACACCGCUUUAUGAACUGUUGAAUAUAUUUGUUUCUGGUAGCUUAACAAACUACUUGGAUUUCUACAAAGGCCACAAAGAUUUAAUAAAAUCUUUAGGAUUGGAUCAUCAAGCUAACAUUCAUAAAAUGAAACUUUUAACUGUAAUGAGUUUAGCUGAAGAUAAUAGCAUUAUAUCAUUUGAAACUAUACAACAGCAAGUGCAAAUUACUGUGGAUCAAGUUGAACCAUUUUUACUUGAACUUUUUGGAACCAAGCUGGUAAGAGGACGUAUGGAUCAGGCUGCAAAAAAAGUUAAUAUUUCAAGCACCAUGUACCGUACAUUUAGUAAACAAAGUUGGCAAAUGUUAAGGGACUCAUUCUAUAGCUGGAGAUCUUGUCUUAGUGUUAUUGAAGAAGGAAUGAAAACUGUCGUGUCAAAUUCUCAAACAGCAAUUUAAAAAAAUAACGUAGACCGUGUCUAAUUAUAAACAAAUUUUUUAUUUUUUCCAGAAAUAAAAUAAACCUUAUUUUAUAAAAUUAUUAUAAAUAUUGGUGUUUCAGUCACAAUAUCACACAGAUAAUAAAUUGCUUAUAUGAUCUAUACACAAA
This is a messenger RNA of Adelges cooleyi (spruce gall adelgid), 1517 nucleotides long. RefSeq names its product eukaryotic translation initiation factor 3 subunit M (gene eIF3m). Gene Ontology annotation, molecular function: translation initiation factor activity. Lineage: Eukaryota; Metazoa; Arthropoda; Insecta; Hemiptera; Adelgidae. The coding region runs from base 218 to 1366 and encodes 382 amino acids. Gene Ontology annotation, biological process: cytoplasmic translational initiation. The transcript is spliced from 6 exons. Gene Ontology annotation, cellular component: eukaryotic translation initiation factor 3 complex; cytoplasm. The record is from RefSeq and is a predicted model, not a curated record.